Messenger RNA from Odobenus rosmarus divergens (Pacific walrus), 2478 nucleotides. RefSeq names its product TAF6 RNA polymerase II, TATA box binding protein (TBP)-associated factor, 80kDa (gene TAF6). The transcript has 15 exons. The record is from RefSeq and is a predicted model, not a curated record. NCBI's taxonomy places the organism in Eukaryota, Metazoa, Chordata, Mammalia, Carnivora, Odobenidae. Gene Ontology annotation, biological process: transcription initiation at RNA polymerase II promoter; RNA polymerase II preinitiation complex assembly. Bases 258 to 2294 code for a protein of 678 amino acids. Gene Ontology annotation, cellular component: SLIK (SAGA-like) complex; SAGA complex; transcription factor TFIID complex. Gene Ontology annotation, molecular function: protein heterodimerization activity; transcription coactivator activity; RNA polymerase II general transcription initiation factor activity.
GACUUCCUCUCCGUCUCUGCCAGGACCUGCUCCCGGGAGGGGGCGGGUCCAAGAUGGCGCCGAGCGCCGGGUGAGCGGUGCUUUGGCGGCGGUGAGAGACUUUCUCUGCGUGGGGCGUUCGGCUGGCGGGGGCGGGUCUGAGAGCUACCCGGGACUAGGCCCUCUGAAGGGCUUGUGUGGGAGCCUGGAGGAGGACGGGUCUCCGUCUCUCCACCCUGGGGUAUCACUCCUUGGGGGAGGGAACAAGGGGCUCCAGAAUGGCCGAGGAGAAGAAGCUGAAGCUCAGCAAUACGGUGCUGCCCUCGGAGUCGAUGAAGGUGGUGGCCGAGUCAAUGGGGAUCGCUCAGAUUCAGGAGGAGACCUGCCAGCUGCUGACUGAUGAGGUCAGCUACCGCAUCAAGGAGAUUGCCCAGGAUGCCUUGAAGUUCAUGCACAUGGGGAAGCGGCAAAAGCUCACCACGAGUGACAUUGACUAUGCACUGAAGCUAAAGAAUGUCGAGCCGCUCUAUGGCUUCCACGCUCAGGAGUUCAUUCCUUUCCGUUUCGCCUCUGGUGGGGGCCGGGAGCUUUACUUCUACGAGGAGAAGGAGGUUGAUCUGAGCGACAUCAUCAAUACCCCUCUGCCCCGGGUGCCCUUGGACGUCUGCCUCAAAGCUCAUUGGCUGAGCAUUGAAGGCUGCCAGCCAGCUAUCCCGGAGAAUCCACCCCCAGCUCCCAAAGAGCAGCAGAAGGCUGAAGCCACGGAACCCCUGAAGUCAGCAAAGCCAGGCCAGGAGGAAGAUGGACCCUUGAAAGGCAAAGGUCAAGGGGCUGCUCCAACCGAUGGCAAAGGGAAAGAGAAGAAGGCGCCACCCCUGCUGGAGGGCGCCCCUUUGCGGCUGAAGCCGCGAAGUAUCCACGAGUUGUCUGUGGAGCAGCAGUUGUACUACAAGGAGAUCACCGAAGCCUGUGUGGGCUCCUGUGAGGCCAAGAGAGCGGAGGCACUGCAGAGCAUCGCAACGGACCCGGGGCUCUAUCAGAUGCUGCCACGAUUCAGCACUUUCAUCUCGGAGGGGGUCCGUGUGAAUGUGGUGCAGAACAACCUGGCCCUGCUCAUCUACCUGAUGCGCAUGGUGAAGGCGCUGAUGGACAACCCCACGCUGUAUCUAGAAAAAUAUGUGCAUGAGUUGAUUCCGGCUGUGAUGACCUGCAUUGUGAGCAGACAGCUGUGCCUGCGGCCAGAUGUGGACAAUCACUGGGCACUCCGGGACUUUGCUGCCCGCCUCGUGGCCCAGAUCUGCAAGCAUUUCAGCACGACCACGAAUAACAUCCAGUCCCGGAUUACCAAGACCUUCACCAAGAGCUGGGUGGACGAGAAGACUCCGUGGACCACGCGUUACGGCUCCAUCGCAGGCCUGGCAGAGCUGGGACACGAUGUGAUUAAGACUCUGAUUCUGCCACGGCUGCAGCAGGAGGGGGAGCGGAUCCGCAGCGUCCUGGACGGCCCUGUGCUGAGCAACAUCGACCGCAUCGGAGCUGACCAUGUGCAGAGCCUCCUCCUGAAACACUGUGCCCCUGUUCUGGCAAAGCUGCGCCUACCACCUGACAAUCAAGAUGCUUAUCGGGCAGAAUUUGGGUCCCUCGGACCCCUCCUCUGCUCCCAUGUUGUCAAGGCCCGGGCCCAGGCUGCUCUGCAGGCUCAGCAGGUCAACAGGACCACUCUGACCAUCACUCAGCCCCGGCCCACGCUGACCCUCUCACAAGCCCCUCAGCCUGGCCCUCGAACCCCUGGCUUGCUGAAGGUCCCUGGCUCCAUCGCGCUGCCUGUGCAAACAUUGGUGUCUGCCCGAGCUGCCGCCCCGCCUCAGCCUUCCCCUCCUCCAACCAAGUUUAUUGUAAUGUCGUCCUCCUCCAGUGCCUCAUCCACCCAACAGGUCCUGUCUCUUAGCACCUCAGCCCCUGGCUCAGGCUCCACCACUACCUCUCCUGUCACCACCACAGUCCCCAGCGUGCAGCCCAUCGUCAAACUGGUCUCCACUGCCACCACCACACCUCCCAGCACUGCUCCCUCUGGGCCCGGCAGCGUCCAGAAGUACAUCGUGGUCUCUCUUCCUCCUACAGGGGAGGGCAAAGGAGGCCCAGCCUCCCAUCCUUCUCCAGCUCCUCCCCCAUCCUCAGCCCCCUCCCCGCUUGGGGGCAGUGCCCUCUGUGGAGGGAAACAGGAAGCUGGGGAUAGCCCCCCUCCAGCUCCAGGGACUCCAAAAGCCAAUGGCUCCCAGCCUCCUGGAUCUGGCUCCCCUCAGCCUGCACCUUAAUGCUGUUGUAUAUCUGUCAACGUUCUUCUGUCCCUGACUCUCUCUCUCUCUCUCUGCGCGCGCACACACACACACACGCACGCAGGGUGGAAGGGAGUAAUAGUUUGCUUCCUCCAUGUUACUUUUUUUUUUAGAUAUUGUACAGCCAGUUCCUCAGAAUAAAAGUUUGAUUUGUAACUUCUGA